AAGUAAUCUUAUCAAGAUAUAUCUAAUUGUACAUCAUAAGAAUCAAGACAUUGAAUCAUGAAAUUGUUACUUAACAAGUGGUUGAUUAUAAAGCAUUUUCGUGAUAUUAUCCAAUUAUCCAAUGAUAACCUUCAGGAAGGUGUGGUUAUUUCGUAAGCCAUUGAUAUACAUUGUUACAAUGACGGUUACAUUUUUAUUUCACCAAACAAUGCUCAAUAUACAUUUUCUUCAAAGAAGGUGCAUCCUCAUUUUAUAUAUACAUAUAUCAAUAAACAUUUUGUAAAUAUACCAAUAGCCUAUGUUAGUGAGAAUGAAUUAAUCUCAGACUUUCUGGUGUAAUGUAUUGUAUUAUUGAGUUUUUGUUGUUUUGCUAUUUAAAUGUUCAUUCGGUAAGAGAAUUUUGGUGUAUCUGUUUGGACUGACCCACCAAGCACACAUUAAAAACAUUCUAAGGAGUGUAUGUCAACAAGCACAGCUAUAUAAAACAUUUCAAAAGCACUGUCUAAAACAUCCCUUUUAUUGUUUCCUUGAUAUUGUAUGUUAGUUGCUAAAUCAACGUUGUAUUUUCACUCCACACAUCUAUGAGCGUUCACACAGCCUAAAUAUCAAAACAUCAGUCCAUUUGUUAUCGCUAGAUGGUGCUGUGGUACUUAAUGAACCGGUCACUGAGCCAACCCUCUGGCAGAGCAACAAAGACACUAUACAGAUUAGAAACAAUUAGUCUUUCCUUAUUUUCAGUGUAUCUCAGACAGGACCCAACACACAGACGGCACACGCGAUUAUAUCACACUGCAACUUUGCAUUUGCCUUUCUAGAGUCUUUCUAGAGUCUGCAUCACAAACACUGUUUUCGAAAAUUGAAUUGUGUGGCUACCAAUCUCAAAUAAUAAACAAACAAUGGAACAAGUUUGCGAUUUAAAUCUGGUAGGGACACUGAUGAAGAACGCAUUGAGAUUAUGGUUGUUGUUUUAUUGAUCAGGGCAACAACAGCAAAAACUAUCUAGUAUUUUCCCCAGUAGAUGGCGCAAUAACUCUUUCUAUCUGAUCAUUGUAGUGAGUCCCAAAUUAUUACAUUUCAAAUCCAAGAUACACAGUCUGUAUCAAAUAAAGUAAUCUUUGGUUUGUAAUCAUGUCGAAUCUAUUGAUCGAAUAUAUUCAGGUUGGGACAGUCUAAAAAGUAAAACCUUUUAGCCCGCCGUGACCAGUGCAUUUUCAAGCAGUAGCUAGUUAUAUGUUGUAAUUAUUAUUUUCAGGCCAUAUAAUUUAAUUUGUUAAAAAUGAUAUGUGAACGAGUGCAAUUGUAUGUAUAGACAAUUUGACACUUGCAUAUUUAUUCAUAUGGUCAAUUAUUUUUGUAGGCAGCAUUACUGUAUGUACAUUUACCUGAAAAACACCUGGUAAACAUUCAGAUUGUCUAAACUGUGACUGUCUCUUCAAAAUGUGUAAUGCCAAAAUAUAGCUAGAUAUUAUAAAUUCUGCAUUUGAGUCGGCUGCAAUGCUGUUAGUGUAUCUGACAUUCAUAUGGUGGUGUUUGCCUGCUGCUGCUGAUGUGAGAUGCGAUGUGGAUGAAUGAGGAAGUUUUCAAUUUGGUUGUCUGGUGGUGCAUCUGGGUAAUAUUCAUUGGAGCACAACGUAGAAAAACGUUAAAUAAAAUGUGCACUAUAAAACGAAAACAAGCUGUUAUUAUUGGACAAGUUCAUGUAGUCCCUUCCUGUUGCAGUAAAACAAAAUCGUUUGGUGCCUUAUGAAUACAAACCUGUUCGAUGGGAGAGGCGGGGAUAACAUUUGGCAGCUUCAUUUCUUGUGGGUGUGAGCUGCGAACGGCAUCUGAAUUUUAACAAACAGGAACCGAAUUGUUUUCAAAUAGCUAGCUGUGUUUUCGACAUUGUUUGUUUGCUAAUAUCUAUUUCAUUUUGAUCAAAUUUGUCGUCCGUUAAGACGUUAAUUAAAGACUCAAAACGAGAAUUGAUGGUUUUUGCUCUCCGUUCCUGCUGGAUUUGACCUGGUGAACGUGGUACCUCCAGACGUUUGGAAAUUACUCCCAAGGAUGAACAAGACUUGUGGAGUUCUACAAAAAACAUUUAUGAAGUCUUGGCUGAUUUCUUUUGAUUUUGCUAUGAUGUCAAGCAGAGGCAUUGAGUUUGAAGGUAGGUCUUGAAAUACAUCUACAGGUACACCUCCAAUUGACUCAAAUGAUGUCAAUUAGCCUAUCAGAAGCUUCUAAAGCCAUGACAUUUUCUGGAAUUUUCCAAGCUGUUUAAAGGAACAGUCAACUUAGUAUAUGUCAACUUCUGACCCACUGGAAUUGUCAUACAGUGAAAUAAGGGUCUGUAAACAAUUGUUGGAAAAAUGACUAUAGUUUGUUAACAAAAGAAUUGUGGUGUGGUUGAAAAAUAAGUUUUAAUGACCCCAACCUAAGUGUAUGUAAACUUCUGACUUCAACUGUACAUACAAUGUUCAUUUAAGGUAUGUCAUCCAAAUUCAACUGUAAUUACAAAAUAUUUAAAAAAAUAAGACAAUUGGCUUUUACAACUUCAAUUCUUUUUGCAUACAUUCCACUAAGUCUAUAGCCUAAUAAGCAUUUGGCUGUGCCCGCUAUAAAAUCUGCUAAACUGUGUAUGGACCAAUAAACUGAUUUGAAUACAGGAACAGUCAGAAUGGGAACAAAUUAAAAGCUUGCAAGAAAAGGGGAAAGACCAGUGAACCUGAGCUACUGCGUGAAGACUAGGAUUUAUCUUUGCUCGUAGCUAUGUAUGGUAUGUAUGUCUGUGUCAUGUGAGGGUGUAAUUGUCCCUCAGCCCUGUUUGCAGCCACAGCAGCAUGUUGUCCAGUCUCUCCAGCCCCUGCCUAUCCUUGUCACCGUGGGGGCAGCUAUUGACUGCCUGGCUCACAGGAGACAUGUCUAUAGUGUCGUCCUCCUCACAAAGGUCUGAGAGCUGACAUCCAUCACAGGGUCCUACAGACACUUAGCUACUGAAGUCCUGAUCAGGAUUCGCGGUCUGUCAAUGAGGAACUACCGGCUCAUCUUUUGCCAUAACCUGAAGCAGCCAUAGAUGACCAUUCGAUUCACUGCUAGUGAGUGGUGCUGAAGAUAAGGUGAACUACUGGGUGUUUUAAGUGCUGAACGACCUUCGGAAGCAGCUCGGCUGUGGAAGCGAUGAGGAAGAGCCUCUCUCCUUCCCCCAGCAACUCCCUGACACCAGCCAGGGUUUUUGGGGUUCCCCUAGAUGAGGUGCAGCAGAGCGGCCAGCCAGGCCAGGAGGUCCCCCUACUGGUCAGGCACAUCGUAGAGUACGUCGAAGAGCAUGGGCGUCUGGAUCUGGAGGGGCUGUUCCUGGUCAACGGUAAUGCGGAGCGGGUGGAGUGGCUACGGCAGCGCUAUGACUCUGGGGAGGAGGUGGACCUGGAGAAAGAGGCUGACCUGGCCUCGGCCGUCAGCCUGCUCCGUCUCUUCCUGCAGGAGCUCCCAGAACCCAUCAUCCCUGCAGGCAUGCAGGCCCACAUCCUGCAGCUCUACCAAGACUACAGCAGUGAGGAGGAGCUCGCCCGCAACAUGAAGUACUUCCUCCAGCAGCUGCCUCAGGUCAACUACAGCCUGCUGCGCUUCCUGUGCCGCUUCCUGUCCAGCGUGGCCUCGCUCCAGGAGGAGAGCUGGAGCGUUGGAGCCCUCGCCGCAGUCUUCGGACCCGACGUCUUCCAUUUAGACACAGAUGUGGAGGGCCUGAAGGAGCAGGAGUCAGUGAGCCGCAUCCUGGCGGAGCUGCUGGAGAAUCAGGAGGAGUUCUUUGACUCAGAGGACGAUGACGUUUCUACCACCAACGACUACAGUUCCAUCAACGAACAGAUCACAGAACUCCUGGACGAUGACAAAUUAGAGGCGUUUGAGGAGCUGCCCCAAGAUGGCGAGGAUGGCCCCCCUUCCGCCUCUGAAUCCCCCCAACACAGUAACACCCAGGUCACCCCCUCUUCAAGCCACACUCACACGCUCGCUCACGUCACGCACACCCACACCUACGCGCACACCCACACCUACGCGCACACCCACACCUACGCGCACACCCACACCUACGCGCACACCCACACCUACGCACACCCACACCUACACGCACACCCACACCUACACGCACACCCACACUCGUGGCGGGCCCCAGUGAGAGGCCAGGGCCAUGCGAGGGCCAUGAUGAAGAGGGCCUGUGUGAGAGUGAGGGGCCCCACAAGCAGUCCCCUGUCAGCCCCAGAGACAGAGCGCAGCCCUGAGGCCCAACAGGAUUGUGACUCCCAUAACGGUGCCCUGGAGGAGAGUUCUGGAAUGAACCUGGACCACGCCGAGGCUCUCGUAGACACAGAGAACAAUAUCAACACGGCCAGGCAAGAAAACCAAGCCUGUGAGAAGAUGGACCAGGCUGAUCUCAUCGCCUGUGUCUCUGUGUGUGAGUGUGACCAGAAUGCCAACACAGACGCCAGCUGCCCCAGCUCCCACCACCUCCACCGCAUCUUCCCCUACAGCCAGUGGGAAGCACCAUCCCCAAACCAUCUCCCCCUCAUAGACUUCACAUGUAUGCACCUGCAGGGGAGAGGUCAUGACCCCGUGCCAGCCUUCAAGUCAUGGCAGGAUGAGAGUGACUCUGGUGAGGCCCAGCUGUCCCCCCUGGCCGGGCGCAUGGUGCCCCUGCCCCACGAGGACUCCUCCCAUCCCCUCAUGGCCCGUCGCUUCCUGGACUUUGGCCACAGCCAACGCUUCCUGCAGCACCCCGACGCCACCUCGCCCACUAAAGCCCACCAGGCCCUGGGGAGGCCUCACCGUGCCUCCUUCACUUCCAAAGAGAGUGCUGUGAGGAACGACUCGGCCCCCCACCAGCUCACCAAAAAGCUGCAGAACCUCAAGAAGAAGAUCAAACAAUUUGAGGAACAGUUUGAGAAAGAGAGGAACUACAAGCCGUCCCAUGGUGAUAGUGCCGCUAACCCAAAGGUCCUCAAGUGGAUGACCGACCUCACCAAAAUCCGCAAACAGUUAAAAGGAAGACAGCAUCUCUUUCUCAAAGGGUCCCUGAGGCACCAGGCGGUGCUUCAGUCAUACAGACGCCACCAAACCUCCUCCACCUCCGCCCCGAACACACCCCAUUUUACACUUGCACGUCCCCUCACUGCCUCUAAACAGACACCCUACCUGUAUGCCAAACACAAGGAGGCUGACCUGACCCCUCAGACGCGGCCACGCAGCAACACUUUGCCCAAGAGCUUUGGUUCCACCCUGGACCAGGCAGGCCACGAUGUUGGUGGAGAGGCCAAGGGCCACCAACCCACCAGAGAGGAGACCCUGAACCUCAUCCAGCGCCGCGUCAAAGGCAAGAGAGAGGACGACGGCUGGCCAGAGGACACCAAGAAAAUGACCAAGGAGCAGCUGUCGUGUGAGAAGACGGUCCUACAGAAGAACCUCCUGCACUACGAGGGACUCCACGGUCGACCUGUGACCAGAGAGGAGAGGCUGGUGGUCAAACCGCUGUACGACCGCUACCGUCUGGUCAAGCAGAUGCUCACCCGCGCCAGCAUCACCCCCAUCAUCGCUUCCCCCUCCAGCAAGCGACGCAACCACACCCUGCAGCCCAUCAUCGAGGGAGAGACUGCCCACUUCUGUGACGAGAUCAAGGAGGAGGAGGAGGGUGAAGUGGAGGAAGAGGAGGCCACAUCCAAGGAGGAGGAAGAGAGCAGUGUGGAGCUCCAGAGCUUGGGGUCAGAGGUGAUCAUGGCUCUAGACCCAGUGUUCCAGCCCCAGACCAGCUCCCAGAGACACAGAGACAGCCUGCUCAUGCCCAAGAUGGAGGAAACCUCCGGGAAACUAGCCCUGGACCUGCGCCUGUCCAGUGCCAAUGCCUCGUCAAUGCCUGAGCUCCUGGAGCAGCUGUGGAAGGCCCGGGCUGAAAAGAAGAAGCUAAGGAACACCAUCCGCCAGUUUGAGGAUGAGUUCUACCAACAGAAUGGCAGGAACGUCCAGAAGGAGGACAGGCUACCCAUGAUGGACGAGUACAAAGAGUAUAAACGGAUCAAAGCCAAACUGCGCCUGCUGGAGGUGCUCAUCAGCAAGCAGGAUUCCUCGAAGUCUAUCUAGAGCGAGAAGAUGGAGGGAGGCCACCCUGCUUCCCUCCAUCCACCUGACUGAAGGUCCCCCAUCUCACCACGGACUGACAUGUCACCCCUACAUGGCCCCUCCAUUAUCAACCAUCCUCCUACCUGCACCCCUGAGAGACGGCACAGCAUCCACCGUAUCUCACUACUGUCUCCCCAAAACCACCCAUCAGAUUCUGCCAUCCCCAGCUAAUGUUUAGUGUAGGCUCCUUUCUAAGGACUCUGAUGAAGAGACCUCUUCAUCCCACCAGUCAAGACUCGACACACCCUUUUGAUUUCUUUCUACCUGUUUCCUUCAGAGGAAUUCCCUCUUCCUCUUUAGAGUUUAGUUUUUGUUUAAACGUUAAAAAAAUCAUUAACUUCAUGUAUGUUAGUUUCUCAUACUGAGAAAUCCUAUUUAACAGGAGCGUGUAGUGUGUUGUAGUCGCCUGGCCACAGAAUUAACUCUCCCUCCCUCAGAGCAAGGACACUGCUCAUUCUAUUUCCAAUAUUGAUUCAGUUAACCAACUCCACUGUCAUCAUUCAACACUAGGAUGUUUUUUGUGUCGUCUUGAGUGAGAUCUUUUUGGAAAAAGUAAUUAAUGUAUGUUUUCUUGUACAUAAAUAUUUACACAUGUUUGUAUGUUACAGUAUGUCAUUUUUCUUUAAUGAAGAGAUUCUCUCAAGUUUGAAAACGAACUUACAGUUUUAAGUGUCUUAUGCUAUUCCAGUUGUUCUAUUAUUACACAAUUGCCACUAUGGAAACUGAGCGCGUUUUAUCAGUUGGAACUGGUUGUGCUCAUCCUUUCUGUUGUUUUUCUGUUUUAAUAUUGUCAUCACUGGAAGGAGUUUGACACACCAGGUGGGCAGGACAGCCAGUUAGGUUCAUCACUUAGCAUUGUUACCUUAACCGUCUCCAUUUUGGCAAUAAGGCUGGACUGCUUGACUUUAGCAUAUAAAUAUGUCCCAAUUUCUUUUACUUAUAUUCUUUCAAUUGCAGAGUGGACCUUUGCGAGGUGUCUUAUUGAGUUGUCUCUGCUCUAAAGCUGUUCCAACUGCAUCAGUAUUAUGCUAAAUACAGCAUAUGGCAGUGUGACGGCGGGAUGACACUGGUUGGUGAAGUGUAUGGGAUAUGUCCCAUAGUGAGCCAGAGUUUUUGGCCAGGCAAUGUAGAGCCAGGUCAUUGUCAGGUCCUGGGGAGUUGUCUGACCACAGAGCUCUGAGAAGGCUUUACCACGGCCAAGCAGAACCAAUAGCACCUCGACCCCUGUCAUCAACAAUUUGACCCUGUCCCUAUUUAUCCCAAAGUUCCUAAGGGCUUUGUUCGAAAGUUCACAUGCAACUACAACAGAGUCAAAGUGAUGCAUGUUGGGAAUGACACUGGGGUGUGUCUGGUCUUUUGGCGUCAUGCCUCCUGCCUGCCACUCCGUAGAUAUUAUCGACCCCAACCUUUUG
Oncorhynchus masou masou (cherry salmon) is the source of this 7556-nucleotide messenger RNA. Its product is annotated as protein FAM13B-like. NCBI's taxonomy places the organism in Eukaryota, Metazoa, Chordata, Actinopteri, Salmoniformes, Salmonidae. The transcript is spliced from 22 exons. The record is from RefSeq and is a predicted model, not a curated record. Gene Ontology annotation, biological process: signal transduction. The coding region runs from base 3157 to 6105 and encodes 982 amino acids.